CAGCCCACCCAGUGCCACCUUGCUCAGUCCGGUCCCUUUCCCCGCCGGCACAAGAGCAUCUCCGCGGGGUCGGCCACCUACGAACUCCUUACUCGAAGUCCUCACUGAGAGAAAACUUGAGAUUCUGACUAACGAGUGUAGACCUUUGCGAAAACGAGUUAAUAUGCGAGAGACGGCCUCCACUACCACCCAUCACACCUCUUCCUCCUCUUCUCUCUUCUCUCCUUCCUCCUCUUUCUCCUCCUCCUCCUCCAUAUUCUCCUCUUCGUCCUCCUCCACCUCUUCAUCUCCCGAAUUUCUGCUGUCUCCUGUGCAAGCCGCUGCGCCCCACGACCUCCGCUUGUUGACUUUAAUGUGUAUUCUGCUAGAUAUAUAAAGUGAUAGCAGUGGGAAGGCUUUUGUUAAGUAAGAUAUAUGUUUUUUUGAGUGACUAGCGGACAACGUGAGGCCUUCAAGUAACGUACGAUCUUUGUCCUUGGUUGAUACUUCUCUUUCCCUUCCUCCUUCUCUUUACUUCCCUCUCCCUCUCUCCUUGUCGAAUUGCACCUCCUCAGCCUCCUCUUCCUCUUUCUGGUCGGAGUAUCUAAUCGCGUCUCUGUAGCUACGAUCUAAAACAACUCCCAGGAUGAAUAGUAAUCGGAUGGUGGUGGCCCAGCGGGGGGUCAUCCCUCCUCCGAAGCACUAUGCCGACGCCGCCUGGUUCAAGUACAUCCUCUCCUGCUGUGCGGCCACCACGGCAGAAAUGGUGACCUACCCUCUGGACCUGACCAAGACCCGGCUGCAGAUACAGGGGGAGAAGGGACUCAAUGGACAGCGGACGGUGAGUCUCGCGCAAGAUAAACUCUCAUAUAUGCCAUACCGAGGGUUGGCGAGGACAGGCGUGGGCAUCGUGCAGGAGGAGGGGCUGCUCAAGCUGUGGCAGGGGGUCACACCUGCUGUGUACAGACACCUGAUCUACUCAGGUACACGCAUGGUGCUGUACGAGAAGGUUCGCGACCACCUGUUCACCACAAGGGCUGACGGGACGAGGCCAGUCUGGCAGGCCAUAGUGGGGGGCAUCCUGGUGGGCGGUGUGGCACAGUUCCUGGCCUCCCCUGCAGAUCUGAUCAAGGUGCAGAUGCAGAUGGAAGGAAGGAGACGGUUUGAAGGAAAGCCGCCCAGAAUCCACAGUGCAAGCGAGGCGUUCAUCAAGAUCUACGGGGCCGGGGGGCUGCGGGGGCUGUGGAAGGGGUGCAUGCCCAAUGUGUACCGGUCAGCCUUCGUCAACCUGGGCGACCUCACCACCUACGACUCGGUUAAGAGGUACUUCAUGGGCACCUGGAGGCUCUCUGAUAGCUACUGGACCCACGCGCUCUCAAGUGCUUGUUCAGGCCUGGUUUCGGCAGUACUCGGCUGUCCCGCUGAUGUGGUCAAGGCCAGGAUCAUGAACCAGCCGACCAACGGGAAGGCAAGGGGUCUGCUGUACAAGAACUCGCUGGACUGCCUGGUGAAGACGGUGCACAACGAAGGCUUCUGGGCGCUGUACAAGGGCUUCAUCCCCUGCUGGCUGCGCAUGGGGCCCUGGUCCCUCACCUUCUGGCUCACCUACGAGCAGAUCAGGAACCUCUGCGGCACCUCAGCCUUCUAGAUGACCAGGUGAGGUGUGUUGGAGAGCUCAUCAUGGCAACAGUAGCAGAAGGUUCCUCAGGGCUUGGUUUGUCCCUCCUCCCUACCUUGAGUGCUGUAUGGUAGGACGAGGAUGGUGUUGGCUCCUGUGUCUGACGGCUUCGCUCCCGGUACGCUGCAGCAGGCCGAGGGAGGUGUUGGUAGAGGAGGCGGUCGUGGCGAGGCAGCGGUGUCGGGGAGCCAAAGCCACGAUCGACCGUUGCUUGUUUCCGCAUACAAGGUCUUUGCUCAUGGUAUCUCCGCCUUGCUUUGGACAUUAUGGUUUUGCAGUCCAGGUCAUUAUUUUUACCAUUGCAUUAUUAUUCGAACUUGUGAUCAUUAUUAUUAUUAUUAUUAUGUAUACAGACACGCAUCACUUGCCAUGGUGUAGUGAGCGAGUCUCCAUUUCUUCCUUCCGAUUCGUCUUUUUCUCCGACAAAAUUAAUUACUUGGGUCGUUUCACUUCUUUUCUUGGCAUUACUCAAGUGACUUAUUGACAUUUUUAGCUUCGGUGAGGCUUAUCUGACUCAAGGAUAAUGUUUUUCUUUGCUGAUGGUUUUGUUUGCCACCCCAGUUCCUUUGUUUACCUAUGAUUUGUUUUUCUCUGUUUAUGUUUACCACUCCAGCCAGUUCCUUGGUUUAUCUCUUCAUUCAGUUUUAUAUCAGUGCUCUUGACAUAAGCAGUGGACCACAGCUGUACCUCCAAACUCACAAACAGAAUACGAAACUGCGCGUGUGUGUGUGUGUGUGUGUGCGUGUGAUGACAUUUUUCACACAUGGCUCUAGAUUUUUAACUUGCAUUGACCCAACCUAUAGAAGGCAUUAUAGGUGACCCUAGACCCAUAACUAUGAUACCAAGGGUUAUGUGUAGUCUUGCCAACCGACGCUCAGGCUUGUAAUGCUACCUAGUGUGUGCGUGCGUGUGUGUGUGUGUAUGUGUGAGCGUUCUGUAUAUUGAAGGUGUUACCAUAUCAGGUGUUUCUGUGUCAAGGUCAAUGAUGAAAAUACAGUAUCCUCAUAUGUAUACAAACAGGCUGGUGCAGGGACAUGGUGGCAGCCCCUCAGAUAUUCAUGUACAUAGCCACUAUAUACUCCGUGACCGCUGCCCUCAUAGUCCGUGCACCACCCUGUAAUGAUGAUACGUUAGGCGUCACCAUCGACGGAAUAUAAGCGUGUGUUGUUGUGAUGCUGUGAUGGAAGGGACGUUGAUGCGGAAGAGAUUAGCGUGACACUUACACAAAGGUGACAAUACAUGCAAUUUUUGACCAACAGUAUGGACUGACCUUUCCCAAAACUCAUUGUGAAUCAGUAACUCUUUUGUGCAGUGAGUUACAUAGGGAGGAACAAAGUGGGGGAUGAACUGGUGAGUUGUCCCCCUCUUCCCUCUCUCCUCUCCUGACCCGCUCCUCUCCCACGUGACUCACCUUGUGGAAAAGAGCUACCGAGUCACAGUGAGUUUAGAGUCAGACUGAUUUAUUUUUUGCAAGCUGCUAAUACAAACACGUUAUAAGGACACAACACAGCCUACACUCUUCCAUAGAUUCGGGUAAAGUUCACAGUAUUUUUUUUUUCAUAUACAUACUUCUGCAAAUUUUCCAACUCAACUCCAUAACCCUGUCACUGUUUCCUUCCCAUCACAGCAGCACAGCCUGGCUACAGUGCCCCCUGGCCAGCCUCCCUGUGGUGGUGUGAAGAUCCCCAGGAUGGCAGCCUGGGGGUGCUGCUAUAAUUUGACUGUAUCAGUCUAUAAACAUUGAAUAAUGUGUGGGAGCUCAUUCAGUCUAUCAGGGUGGAAUGGGUGAAGGAAAAGGUCAUGCUGGGAAAUCAGUGCGACCACUCACUCAUGGGCCUGUUCCCGGUGGUGGGGUGUAGGUGCCAAUUACACCAGAAUUCUGAUAUUUUCUUAUCUUCGAGGGGCAGAGGGGUGACUGACCUAUUUUUCCAUGACAAUUUGCAAAGGGAAUUUGACAUUGAUUGCCAUAGAAAUUUAACAUAAUAUUAAAGUCAUGUCCUUGUAAUAUGACUUGCACAUACCUGGGAAUCAUGAAACUUACCAUGUUGUAAGAUAAAAACUCUCACUACGUAAAUGAUUAUUCUGCAAGUAAGUAUGAACAGUAUGGCAAAGGACCUGCGAUAUUAUCACCAAUCCAGGCUUUUAAUAAUAGCCAGCACCCUCUGCCCCUUGAAGUAAAGAGAAAACUAGAAUUCUGGUGCUAAGAGGCAUCCACACGCCUAACUGUGAACAGGCCAAUUCACCCUGUCCCUUAGUGUAGUAAGUAGGUUAAGUAUUAUUAUACAUUGUACGAGUGUGGGAACGGGCAAGUGCUAUGAAAAAUUAUAGUUAUUGCUGUUUUUAUCAACUAAUAAGCAUUUGUGUGUGUGUGCGUGCGCAUGUGUGUGUGUGUGUGUGUGUGUGUGUGUGUGCAUGUGUGUGUGUGUGUGUGUGUGUGUGUGUGCGUACAUGUGUGUGUGUGUGUGUGUGUGUGUGUGUUGAGAGAAAAGUAAACACUAUUUAUUUAUCUUGCCCCAACAAACACCCUCCCACCUCGAGGUGCUAAGGCUGGAAAGUCAGCAUAUGCACCACGUUGAUCAGACCACUGUUCUCUCUCUACCUCGGUGCUGUGUGUGUAGCAGGGUCGCGGGGAGGCAGAUUGUCAAGCCUGGACGAUGCGACACACUGAUGGCAGUAAACACGGCAACACACGGGAAAAGAAAGAUGGAUGCCCAAACGAUUAGUCAGAGUAAGAUUUUUUUUUGGUGGGCAAAUUAGACGAUGCAACAAAGUGUUUGGGGGAACCUAAAAGAAUUUGCAUCUUAGAGAGAGAGAGAGAGAGAGAGAGAGAGAGAGAGAGAGAGAGAGAGAGAGAGAGAGAGUAAUAGAAUUUAAAACAUCUCUAAUAAUAUCAUUUCACUAUUGAGAAAGAUAUAAGGAAAAGGAAAAGCAGUCUUCGAUUACAGUGACAAAAAGUAUAACAAUAUGAUUUGGUUUGGGUUCAGAGAUAAUAGCACUGAUAAAACCUCAGUUCCUUCCUAUGUACAGCCACAUUUCAGAGUAUUGGAGCCUCAUAAACACUGGCAGAGAUCUCAUUAGUCUAUAAAUGCUUGUAAGACUUAAGAGUAGCAGUCCUUUCAAGGGCAGAAAAAAGUUGUGAACUGCUUUGAACAUUGAGUGGAAUUCAACUCAACUCACAAGUCUCUCAGAGAUUCAAGUCCACAAAGGCACUUUACUUCACAGUGGAAUAGAGCUUAUUUGUCAGUCUGUUCAAGCUAUUCCAGUCAGUUCUCGUAUCAAGAAAAAACUUCUUUGUGAAACUAAGCCGAUAUUAAAAUAAGCUCUUAUCAGAAUUAAGAUGUUGAUCAGUCUCUAUUUUGACAUUGUUUUCAUAUUUCAUCUUAUUUUUCCUUCCUGAUAUGAGUACCAGUUGGAAUAGUUUUUACAAGUAAAGUCUGAUUUACAUAUCAGUUUUGGCUCUUGACAGGCAGCCGCCAUCUUUGAUGCCGUCAAGAUCUUAUGUGCACCCUAAGGUAAUAGUUCACACCCUGCCGGUUGCAUGGCUGUCAGCUGACCAAUAUGUCUCAGAUUUCUUCUUGGGAAACCAUGACUUGUUUGAUGGUAGGUUAACAGCACCAGUCAGGUGAUGAGUUGUUUGAACCAAGACCUGUACAGGACCAGGAUUGGGAAUGAGUCAUGUCAAUACACAACCAUUUGAUGGCAUCAAGCCAGUGAACAAUUUGUUGGAACCAAAGCAGGUCAUUUGAAUCAGCCUUUAGUGAACAUACUGCAUAAGAAUUAAGGAAAUUCUGCUUUUGUCUGCCAUUAUGCAUGUCUCCUACAUCAGGUCAGUCCCCUUGGGGUGUGGCAGGUGAUGGUUGGCUCACCUUGGGGCAGUGUUGAGACAAUGGCUGCUUGUGAUACUUGACCCAAACAAUGCAAGAUGAUGGUCAGUGGCGGUGACGACCAUCACUGUAACGCUGAGCAGACAGACACCUCAUAUAAUGUUUUGGUUCAUCUAAAUGAUUAUCAAUUACUAUAUUUUACAGAUUGCCUUUCCUCUCUAUAUCUCACAUGUUAAUGUCUGUGCAUGUACAUAAUAGUACUAUAUCCCCUUCUGUAUAUAUUGCUUGUACUAGGUAUAGGUAUGAAUGUGUGAGUGGCAUAUGUACAGGGGAGUGAUGUGUAGGUUUUCAUAGUGGCAUAUCAUUUUGUGAUUUGACACCAGUGCUGACGUAAUCCUUUCAUUUACGUAGGUCAGUGUAGAGGCCACGUGUCCCUCACCAUCCACCGGCUCACCCACACUCAACGUUCCUCAGAGACGGGACAGCCUGAGUGCAUGUGUCCGUGGGUGGUGAGGUGUGGCUGAACCCGGGGAUGGCAGGCAACACCGUCUUGUUACUCCUGAUUUCAGUACACGUUACAAAAAAACAUCCAGGCAAGUUAGGCAAGAGAAAAAUAAGACUCCCCUGCAACAAUGUCAGAAUGAUAAUAAUCCUGACAUGCAUCUUCACUUCUCCAUGACUCACUAAUUACAGGUUUUAGUGCCCUUGUGAAUGAAUGUUGUCACUUACACACUUGCUAAUGAAAUAAGAAUUUAUCUGUUGCAUGCAGCUGAAAAGUCAUCAUGAACUCGAGUCUUAGAUUGAAGCUCUGUCAUAUGGUAAUCUUUUGGUAGACCUUAAUUGAUUUGGCAUCUGCAAAGAGAAAAAAUUAGUGAACAUAGAACCUUGUGCUUCCUGUGAUGAGAGAAAAGACAGCAGAGAUCACCAUGAUGGAAAAGAGGACAACAAAAUUGCCAUUGUAGCUUGCAAAGAAGAUAGGCAAAUACUCCAAGAAUUAAAGAAAAGUUCAUGUCCAUAGAUGUACAUAGGUAGUAGGUGAGAGAAUUCAUCUGGUUAGAAAGGGAAAGACCCUUAGAGAAUGACUGAAGGAAAAAAGUAACAACAUUAUGGGAGGAAAGGAAAAUACCACCACACAAAGGUGAAAAUCAAUAACCCGAAAGUAAGCAAAUUGAGAACAUUUUUAGGAAGGAACCAAAUAAAAUAAAAAAAGUACAAACCAGGAAGUGAGAGCUGAUGCAUGUAGAUGAGCAGCGAGUGAAAGUGAGUGAGUGAGAGUGAGGAGAGUCGCGUGCCGGAGGGAGCUUGAACACAGCCCCUGCGAGGCACCUUGUAUAAAGCCUUCACUAGCCUGAGGUUACCAGCCAAAGGUUACGAGCUUCCCAAGGGAAAAUCUUUAGACCAAAUCAGGACAAACUAUUUUUUUACUUUUUUACUGUGAAAAACAGCACUUCCACUUGACCUCUGCUGACCCUCUGGUGACCAAGUUGACGUUUUCGUUGAGCCAACUCAAGUAAAAGCUUCACGGUGUCAGGCAAGAUCGCACUAUUUUUGCAUUGUCGAUACCUUGUGUUGUAGUGAAAGCCGCAGUAACAUUGUAGAAAAUACAACUCAUGUUAGUCUCGUUGUUGAUGCAUGACAUGUUGCACAGACUUCUGGAUGAUGUACACACCGAUUGUUGUGAUAAUGGGGUAAUUGAUGUAGUUGUGAGUUGAUGGUACACACACUUACUUCUUGAAGGUCUUCUCCAGCUCUUCCUCAGCUGGGAGUGAUCAGUGAUGUGUCAGUGGCCAUCACUAGGACAAUAAUGCAGUCAUCGUCAACACAGCAACUUAAUACCAAUCACCUCAUUAUCGCUACACAAAUGCUGAUCCAUGUUGCAGGUCUUAGCAGUGUUAGUGGAGAGGAGUAGGAGGAUAGUCAUUACCGAGAGACCAGUGUUGUAAAUGUAUUCAGAUCAUGUAUAAUGUGGUAAAUGUGCCUGUUUUAUGUGGCCAGUUUUGCUUCUGCCUGAAAGUUGACGAAGCCCCAGUUUUGAAUUGAUUUCUAGAGUCGGUGUGGGCUUCUCUGUACCUCUGAUGAGUGAUAUAGGACCUAGAAUGAGAAUGUAUUAGUGACUAACCAAACUUGUAAAUAGGCAUUGAGGUGUUAGAAUGUGAAGCAUGUAAACUCCCAAACAUGUCAUACUAACCAGUGUAGAGGGAGUUACAGCAAAUUGUUUAGUGCAGCGUUUUAUGCUGUGACGUUUGGUGAGGGAGCAUCGAGUUUACUUGUAAAUGUGCAAAACGAGACCUUGUUACCUCAGAAGUCUGAAGGAGAUAAACUUCAUCCCACACUGUUUACAGGAACGUCUGUAAGUGGUGCCAAACAAUGAACAGUGCAACAUAUUUUGGUGAUCAUUUGCUGCGGCGUCAUUAUGUAACUGAACGGCCAGCACACUCUUGUUGCUGCAUCAUUAUUCAUUGCAAAGUGAAGCAAUAUACAGAAAGGGAAACAAUAAGGUAGUUCAGAAAAGUAUCAGCAGUAGUGUCUUUGGCAAAAUGAUUUGAAUGCGAAGUUACUGAGGCUCACCACAACAUUCCUGGGCUGCAUCCUUCCUCUCCCCCCCACAGUCUGCCUACCUAAGGCUCUCUGAUGCUGACCCAGGAACUGUCGGCCACUAACGAGCAACCAGAUACAAGCUUAGUCAUCGCCGCUGCUGCUGCCAAGAUGUAAAAUAUGGACUGCCUGGGACCUGAGCACAGGGACGAUGGGAUCUCGGCUACAGGAAAAGACAUAAUGAUUCUUCCAGAUUAGCAUUUGUAGCGACGCACACCUCCUACAAUGGUGGAAAAUAUUUUCUAUAAAGUGAUCAAUGCGGAAAAUUGGCCUUACAAACCACUACCACUUACUUUUUUUUAUUAUUAUUAUUAUUAUUAUUAUUUUUUUUUUUUAAGCAGAAAGGUACGAUUACAUUGACAGUGAAGGUGAAAUGUGCUUUAUACAGUUCCAUUGAUAGUUGUAUAAAGGCUGCGACACAAGACCAGACAGCCUCCUCCCCCCCUGCCCUCCCCACACAGCAACAGACUGACCUCGGGGGGGGGAGCAGUGGAGGGCAUGAACCUAUCUGGGUACAAGUGCCAAUAAGAAAAUUUUCCUGUGGGUUUUUCACUGCAUUUAAAAUAUACUACUAUGAUGAUACACUCAGUGGACAAAAAGUGUGACAGCUGAUAUAAUUAUUUACUCCAUAAACAGAAUAUUAAUGUUGAUGGUAACUGUAUUUUAGUACCUUGCAAGUUUUAGACAAUAAAUAUUUUUGUGUAAGUCUG
Messenger RNA from Eriocheir sinensis (Chinese mitten crab), 8786 nucleotides. It is a transcript of the gene Ucp4A, whose product is annotated as mitochondrial uncoupling protein 4-like. The record is from RefSeq and is a predicted model, not a curated record. Lineage: Eukaryota; Metazoa; Arthropoda; Malacostraca; Decapoda; Varunidae. The transcript is spliced from 11 exons. Bases 626 to 1627 code for a protein of 333 amino acids. Gene Ontology annotation, biological process: response to cold; transmembrane transport.